Messenger RNA from Lobosporangium transversale, 1620 nucleotides. RefSeq lists its product as hypothetical. NCBI's taxonomy places the organism in Eukaryota, Fungi, Mortierellomycota, Mortierellomycetes, Mortierellales, Mortierellaceae. The record is from RefSeq and is a predicted model, not a curated record. Bases 1 to 1620 code for a protein of 539 amino acids. The transcript has a single exon.
AUGCAGCACAAAUCUGUGUUCGAGUAUCCAGAGCUCCUGCAUGUCCUGGCUCCUCUCCUUUCUCCUGCCACGCUCGCAACCUGUCUUUGCCUGAACAAAUCCAUUUGUAAAACAUUGCUGCCAUAUCUCUACCACCACAUUACCAUUGAUCACUACGCUACAUACAAGGAUGCUUUUCUAAAGUCGUUUUUAACUUUGUCACCUGAAGCUGCAUCAACAUCAACAAAGACAGUCUCUCAUGAUGACAAGAAUGAUCCCUUGAAUCAUACAAAACCGUGCUCGUUUGUUCACCUGGAGAACUGGGGUCACAUGGUGCAUUCAUUAUGUCUUUUUAUGGAUGAAGAUCUUCCAGAUGAAAGCCAUGCCAUUUUCCUCAACUCAGAUUUUGAUCCUUUUAACUACCCUGACAAUCUCUCACAACCAUCAUUCUCAGCCUCAUCACCAGUUCGGGAAGGCAGACUACAUGAUGUAUCAGAGUCACAGAUUCAGAUGGCGAUAUUGUCAAAGAUCUUGUAUCUGUGUCCAAACUUGAGAACCUUGCAGAUUUGUGUCAAGGAUGCUCCGUUAGUCAAGCAACUUGAAGAUCUGCAGUUUCAGCUGUAUAGACGACAGAUAAGAUUUAAUUUUCCGUAUUUAAAGGACAUCAAAAUAUCAAGACUCUUAAAAACAAUUGCGGCUGCUACUGUUCCCAUUCCUAUUAUUACCAACGCCUCUAUAAUGAACGUAAUGACGAGUGCAUCCACUAUUAAGACCGCUCACGCAGCUACGAAUGUCAUGACCACUACCAACUAUACAGCCGUUGAACAUUCUUACAGUAGUCUUUCCAAACUAGUCAUCUUGGAUUCGGAAGGAUUUGAUAUUUGGUCUGUCGAAGCUAUUGUCCACCCAAGGAUGUCUUCAUCACUUCGAACACUGCACUUGGUCGGAUGUAGGCAGCUUACAGCUCCUCUUAUCCAUCGGUUGCUCCAAUCACUUCCCAAUUUAAAAGAUGUCGACUUUCGAACUCACUCUUCUCUUCCAAUAAUUGGACAAGGACCAUUAUCCCUGACAUCAUCGAUUAGUCUGGAGGGCCAAAUAAAUUUAGAACUACAUCGACAGCCUCAUCUCCAGAAUGAAUAUUUGAAAUUGGCAGAAAGUCAUCUACCUUUGUGGUCUUGUUAUGACCAGCUAGAAAUCCUUCGAAUCAGCGUACCUGGAAUGAGGGUGGAUCGUCAGUUCAACAAGCUUAGACUAUUAGAUGUACUGGAUACGCUCCUCGAGCCUGUGGCUUCUACGCAUGUGGCGCCUUCAGAAUACUUUACAUGGUUCUCUAACCAAGUUGGUCACCUGAAGCGACUGAAAGUGUUGCAGCUACAAAGUCCACCUCAAAUGCCUAAUAUACAGUCACUAUUGCUUACAUUGGAUACAGAACUCGGUCUGUGGAAGGACCUCAAGAGCCUAGAGGUCUUGGAUGUGACAGAGAUUCAUCAUCACAUUGGUCUUGAGGAAGUCAGAUGGAUGAGCGAGCAUUGGCCUAGUAUAAGGAUGAUUAAGGGACUAAAGCGAGCUUCAGACAUUGCUGAACCAGAGAGUGUGAGAUGGUUGGAAGAGAAGCGUCCAGCUAUUGUUUUGGAAUCAUAA